AUGGAUGGCUUCCUCAGCGCUCCGUCUAACACGGGAAGCGGGAGUCCUAAGAUGGUGCCUGACUCAACUGCCUCCCCAGCGGGAUUGGAGUAUUCCACCCUAGAAUGGAUUGGAGAGGAUCUACGACACAUGGCAGCAUCUAUGGCCACAAAGGUCGAUCACCAAACACUUACCUCCACUAUCCAGGAUGCUGUGCGAGCCAAAAUGUCCGGGCUUCGGAAUGAGGUAGUCACGCAUGAAGGUCACAUCGUGGCACUGGAGCGCUCGACUGAGUUCCAGGCCACAAAAGUCAUUUUAUUUGAUCUGGCGGUGGCGCAGCAAGGGGUAGUGUUAUUCGGGUCCGAGGGGUACCUGAACUAG
This is a messenger RNA of Pelobates cultripes (western spadefoot toad), 360 nucleotides long. The record is from the annotation of a GenBank genome assembly. NCBI's taxonomy places the organism in Eukaryota, Metazoa, Chordata, Amphibia, Anura, Pelobatidae.